This is a messenger RNA of Eurytemora carolleeae, 2205 nucleotides long. RefSeq names its product vacuolar protein sorting-associated protein 16 homolog (gene Vps16A). Lineage: Eukaryota; Metazoa; Arthropoda; Copepoda; Calanoida; Temoridae. Gene Ontology annotation, cellular component: lysosomal membrane; HOPS complex; endosome. Gene Ontology annotation, biological process: intracellular protein transport; endosomal transport; vacuole fusion, non-autophagic. Bases 124 to 2082 code for a protein of 652 amino acids. Gene Ontology annotation, molecular function: actin binding. The record is from RefSeq and is a predicted model, not a curated record. The transcript has 21 exons.
UUCCCAAGUAACACUGGUACUGGUGUAGCAGUACUAACAACUACCUAUAGAUUCUACCUAGCUUCGUCAAUACAGGAUCCAAGGGUGCGUAAACUAUUUGAUGUUGUUGAGCUCCCUCAUUUUAUGGCCUGGUGUCCAAUACAGAAUGACAGACAAAAUAAGUUGUUGGUCGGCCGUGGAUCUGAACUCAUUCUUCUUACGCAUAACGAUAUGACAGUGCUAGAUAUCCAGAUUGAUGCUUCUCCUGGAAGUCAGGCUUCUAUAACUAAAGUUGUGACUAGUCCUAGUCAAUCUAAUAUAGCUGUAGUCACAGAUACAGGACUACUCUGGAUGGGAACUACGACAAGGAAGCUGAGUCAUUACCAGUUAGAUGCUGAGGUUAUUUACCUAGCUUGGUGUGGAGAAGACGCUGUUUUUAUCUCUCUCACUUCCGGCCUUGCAAACCUUGUUCAUACCAGCGGAGUAGUGGAAGUUAUGUAUGGUAUAUCCCCUAUUGCUGUAACACAGGAAUGUGACGGAGUUAGAGUUUUAUCCAAAGGUUUUCACGAUCUCAUUCAUAAGGUGGAAGAGCCCGUUGCAGAUAUUUACAAGAUUGGUUCAAUGACUCCGGGAUCUAUUCUUCUUAUGGCAUCACAGGCAUUCUCAUCUAAAUCCCACAAAGCUGAUGAUUAUAUCAGAAUGAUUCAAGCAAGACUCGACCAGGCAGUAUCUCAAUGUAUAUCUGCAGCUGGAUCUAUGUUUCAACCUUCACACCAGAAGGAAUUAAUGAGAGCUGCGAAGUUUGGGAAUUCAUUUAUCCAGGGAUUUGCCGGUGACACAUUCCACCAGCAAUGCCAGACUCUUAAACUAUUGAAUGCAGUUCGUUAUUACAAGAUCGGUAUUCCGCUCACCUCCACCCAGCUCUCUUCUCUCUCUAGAUCUGUUCUAGUUGACAGGAUCAUAAACCGUAGGCUCUUCCCUCUAGCUCUAGAGAUAUGCGACUAUCUUAAACUCAGUCCAAGUGAGGGCAAGAAUAGAGUACUAGGACACUGGGCCUGUUACAAGGUGGAAACUUCGACCGCCGACGAGGCCGAGACAGCUAGACAGGUUAGUUCCAAGCUAGGAUUAAACGCUGAUAUCUCGUAUAGUGAUGUAGCGGGUAGAGCAGCUGAGGUUGGUAAGAAGCGUUUAGCAGUUCAGCUUCUAGAACACGAGAUUAGAGCAGAUAAACAAGUUCCUCUUCUUCUCAAGUUGGGACAAGGAGCUCAAGCUUUAAGCAAGGCUGUGGAUAGCGGGGACUCAGAUCUAAUCUACCACGUGAUAUUAAACCUGCAGGAGCAGCAUUCAACUGCUGAUUUUCAUAUGAUCAUUCGAGGAGUUGAUCUAGGAGCCAGGUUGUACAGUAAAUACUGCCGCCAGCAUAAUCCAGCAGCUCUACAGAGUUGGUUACAACAAGAAGACGACUGGAACUCAUUAGCUAGGCAGAGUGUUAUAGAGAGCUAUUCGUCUACUAGAAUAGAAUCACGUCUUUCAGCUCUAGUAACAGCUCAAGAUUACUACAAGAGAUCUAGAGCUGAGUUUAAUCUGACUGCUACUGAAGAGACAAGUCGACUACUUAAUCAUCAAUCUAAACUAGAAGAAAAACUGGGCAGGGCGUACAUGAAUAAGAGUCUCCACGAGACCAUCUCCCAGUUGCUGGAGGAGGGGGAAAUAAAGCUAGCAGAUAAACUGAGAUCAGAGUUCAAACUCUCAGAUAGGAAAUAUCUUUGGCUCAAAGUCAGAAGUUUCGGAGCUAGCAAGCAGUGGGACGAACUUUCAAAUUUAGCUAAGAGUAAGAAAUCUUUAAUUGGAUUUGGUCCGUUUGUAGACGCCUGUAUUCAAGGUGGUGCCAAAGAAGAAGCACACAGAUUUGUCUCUCUGAUACCUCCUGAGGAGAGACUGCAGUACCUAAUGAAGCUGGAUAUGUAUUCUGAAGCUGCAGACCUCGCAUUCCAACUGAAGAAUAUGGAGGCGUUGAGUGUGAUAGAAGUUAGAUCUGUGAAGAACUUCUCUGUCUUAGAGAAAGUAGCAGGAUACAAACAGAAACUUCAGACUUUGAGAUAGAAACAAGUUUUCAAAUCAAAAAUAUGUUUUACUAUUUGAAUUUUACUAUUUCCAAACCUACAAUUCAAUUUAGGAAUAAAGAUUAUUCAACUAAUUGUGAUACAAUACAUGGUGUAAAGAUUA